UCAUUGCUGGGAGCCAGAACUCAUGGAUUCUGUAAGGGUGCCUAUUCAAGAUCACUUAAGGCAGGUUAGUUCUCCGCAACACCUUAUUUCAAGUACAAAUCCCCAGGGAUCAGCUUUUUUUAUUGUUCAUUAAACUAUGCAAAGGAGAGCAUUGUAACAUCAUAUCUGGACCCAAAUUCUUUACAUUUCUGUCAGCUACUGGAAUGUUAUGUGCCUGAGCUGAACUGAACCCAAUUAGAGAACAAGUCAAUAAUACAAAAUUGCCAGUGAUUUUAAAUUACAGUAAAAGGAAGGAUUUAAUUAAAUUAUAAUUAAGUAGGAUUCAGUAAUCUGAUACAUAGUAGGAAGUUAUGAACAUUAGGCAGCAGUAUGAGCUAUAGAAUGUUGUGAUAAAGUAAUAGUAAGCAAGUAGUAUGGGGGCUUGUUUUAAGAUAGGUAUGAAUGAGCAUUAGUGUUGACUGCAGUACAUAUUUAAAAGAUAAAGCUGUAUGUUUACGUAUAGAUAGACUUUUUCAUGUACAACUGUGUAUUAUUAGUGUGAUACAUGGCUGUAAUGGUUAUUAUGUUGUUCUAUCUAUCAAGUGCUUUUUAUAUGGAUUAUGUAUUUAUAGAAAUAAUUAUAAGAAGGAAAUAAAACAAGUUAUCCUUAACGUCUUUCCCCCUCUACUUGUAGUCAGUCAGGAUAAAUGGGUUAAUGUCUUCCACAAUGUACAACUGAUGUGGGAGUACACUCCUUAGCUACUUGGAUUUUUGGAACCUGAGCAGUAGUAGUUAUUCUGAAUUAAUUAACAGAAUGCAUAAGCAUGUGGUCUUGUUAUGCAGCCAAGGUGGGAAAGUGGAAUCCGUGAUGCUUGGUCUUUUGGGUUCUCUAGCAGGGGACACUUGCUUCCAAGAGGGAAGACAUGGCUUACUGGUAACUUCCUUCUGUCUUUUCUGCUACCUCAAGCAAGAUCACUUCACAACUGGCAGCAUCGCAGUAGCAAUUAAGCUUUCACCUAAAUAUUACUUUAAGUGCAAAUUUAAAUCCACCUACAAUUUUGGGACAAAUUUCUGUGAGACCCUGAGUUGGCUGUUGGGUUGCUGGCCAUGCAUAUUAACAUCUUUUGUGCCAAGUGUGGUUGAAGGUCAGGACUUUGGGGUUGGGGUGGGGGGAAGCUAGGAGUUUAGGACAGAAUGGCUUCGCACAGAUUUGGGGGACUUCCGGGUACUUUGGAAAGGGAUGGCUUCACUUCUAGUCUCUAACCUUUUAAACACAAUCCUAGGUCUCACCGACCACCCUAAAAAAACUAGACCCCCCCUCAUUUCAUUCAAGAAAUUCAAGGGGUGCAUGUUUCCGAGUGUGCUACAUUCCUCUGCUGCAGAAAAUAAGGCACCGUUGGGUAGAUGGAGAACUGCGAUGAAGAGUGGCCAGAGGGCCAACACUCCCUUCAGGCCCCAGGUGGGGUCCGGGCUGCCACCGGAACUGUGGAAGAGUGUGCCACUCUCUACUCGGACACGGAGGACGACCCAUCGCUCCUAACAGACCAUGGGCUGGGUGCCCGGGCCCCUUUCCACUGCUCCGAGUGCGACAAGAGCUUCCGUUACCGCUCGGACCUGCGCCGCCAUUUUGCCCGGCACACCGAGCUCAAGCCUUUCCAGUGCCCUCACUGCGUCAAGAGCUUCAAGCAUUCCUUUAACCUGGUGAACCACAUCCGGAGCCACACCGGGGAGCGCCCCUACCGCUGCACCAUGUGCCCCAAAGGCUUCCGAGACUCCACGGGGCUCCUCCACCACCAGGUGGUGCACACAGGGGAGAAACCCUACUGCUGCCACGUCUGCGAGCUCCGCUUCUCCUCCCGCAGCAGCUUGGGGCGCCACCUCAAGCGGCAGCACCGCGCUUCUCCCGCCGCCGCGGCCCCUCAGACGCCCGCCCCCCGCUGCCUGGCCUGUGGGAAAGAGCAAAGUCCCCUGGGGCACCUCUGCAGCGCCGGGCGAGGCCGGGCCGCGCCCUUUGGCUGCGGGGCCUGUGGGCGCCAUUUCCAGUUGGCAUCCGAACUGCGCCGCCAUUGGCUCGCCCACACUGACAUCAAGCCCUUCAAGUGCCCCGACUGUGAGCGGGACUUCAACGCUGCAGCGCUGUUGGAGCGCCACAAGCUCACGCAUGCCAAGGAGAGGCCCCCGCCCUGCCCAGUGUGCUCUGGGAAGGUUCCACCAAGCGAUGGGAUGCUGGAAUUGCGGGGCCUGGAAGAAGAGCCGAGAGAUGGGGGGCCAGAGGCCCAGCAGCACAGCAGGGGCUGCCCCACCUGCCACCCUCCGGACAUGCGGCCCCCUGAAACGCUGUACCAGUGUGAAUGCGGGACCUUUUUUGCCAAUGGCAACACCUUGGCGGCUCACUUGACUGCUCACGGCAGCGAGCCCUCCUUCAGCUGCGGGAUAUGUGGCCAGCCCUUUGUGAACUUGCAGACACUGGAGGAGCACCAGUUGAGCCAUGCCGUGGCUGCUUCUCCGAUGUCAGGCCCCGGCAGUGAGCUGGAACGCCACCUGUUGCCGCAGCUGGACCUCCGCGCGUUCCCCGCCCGGCCCAGCAAGAAACUCUACAAAUGCAGCGAGUGCGAAAAGUACUUCCGCAGCCCGCGGGACCUGGACCGCCACGUCUUGGUGCACACUGGCGAGAAGCCCUACCAGUGCACCGAGUGCGGCAAGUUCUUCCGGCACGAGUGCUACCUGAAACGGCACCGGUUGCUGCACAGUGGCGAGCGCCCUUUCAAGUGCACUGUCUGCCACAAAGGGUUCAUCACCUUGAGCAACCUGUCCCGCCAUCUCAAGCUGCACCGUGGAAUUGACUAGACGGGGAGUCCCCUUCUCAGAAUAAGCACCCUCCCAACGCUGCUUUCCUCUACCUCCAUCCUGCCAGAGACGAUCUGGUUUCGGAGGUGUCACUCUGCCCGAUGCGUCUAGAACUUUGAUUUCCCUGUCCUCCUUGUAGGGCAGGAAUUUACAAUUGUGAGCUGAUAGAAAAGUAUUAUUGUUGUUGUUAUUAUUAUUAUUAUUAUUUUACUAAUGUUCCACUACUGUUGGUAGAGUACAUUGCACUUGCUUGACCGUUAUAACGUCUUCAGUGGGUUGGGGGUAGGAUACCUGGCUAGUUGUACCUAGAAAGGUAAAUGAACAUUUUGUGAUCCAGACCCCUAAUAUUCCCAGGCAUAAUCAAGACGUGCCAGGAAAUGCAGCUCUUGGGCCAAGGCUUCCCCUCCCCCCGGAGAUACUUAUGUCCAAGUGAGCUUGACCAAGCUGAGAUGACAUUGCCUCACUUAGCUGUAGUGCUCUGUGGUUCCCAGGAAUGUAAAGGAGGGACUGCCUAGUUGUCAUGGGAGAGGUGCACUCAGACAUUCUACCAAGAUGCAGAUUUAUUGACUUGCUGCAGGGCAGGACGUCUUACCUUUUGGAUGAACAGACAGCCUUGUUGGGCAAUAGAGUGUGCAGGAACCUUGCAUCAUACUGUUGUAUGACUUGGUUGGUUCCCUUUCCCUCUGAUCUCUCUGCCCCUGGAGAAGAGUCGCCAGUUAGGGGACGUUUCUGCCUUUGCCUUUCAAGUUGGAAGGCAUGUUGUCCUUGCCAAAGCCAAUGGGCUUAAAUUCCAGAACUGCAGCUCACCAAAGAAGUUUAGGCAUUGUAUUUCUAUAUGGCAUGGAGGUGAUGGUGGAUUAAGACCAGAGAGUUCUCAGCAACCUCACAAAACUAUGGUUUCCAAGUCUUCCUUGGAGGGAAGUGUGGGGAAAGUAUAAUCAAACCAUUAAAAAUCAAUUUAAGCUUGAAGGAGAACUGCACCUGUUGUAUUUUAUAGGGAUGCCCAGAAAGGUUUUAGUUUAUUUAGGAAAGCUCAGUAUUAUCAUUAGUAUCCCUGAUAUUUCUGACUUCAUUUGCUAAAAAACAACCCAACCCAAACAAACAAGAAUCAUGUCCUUAAAUACCUUGCUUGAAAAUGGCAAAGUUUCACAACAAAACAGGUUCUUCUACUUGCCCUUUUGUUUUCUUAGCAUUGGUUCAAAAACUGCCACUUUUAUUUCCAGAAUUUUUCUUUGCAAUCAUGAGGACUAUGGAUUUAAUUUUUUUAAAGAUGUCCAUAUUAUCAUGUUUGGCUCAGCAUUGGAUAGAACAAAAUUGUCUUGAAGGCAAUGUGCUGCUUGCAGGUGGUAGAGCAGUAGCCACCUCUGAGAUGAACUGAAGGCUUGUGUGCUUGCAUGACUUUAUCUGUAGCCUCAGACCAUAAAACCAAGCAUUCUUUAUUAUAGUGGAGCCAGCAGGUUUCUUCUUAGACCCGCUCAUUUUUUGACCACCCCUUUCUUCUGCCCUCAUGAUGCUAUACCAUUUCCCCUGGUUUUAAUUUGCCAGCCGUUAAGUGUGGUUUAUUUCUAGCAAAUGUUCUUUUCUGAAAACUGGUUGAAUGCUUAAAAGGGAUGCAUCUGCUUUCAUGGAAAGGUUCAGCCCUCAGAAAGAGUUUGAUCUUCAGGAGAAGGCAACAUUUCACGAAAUAUUUCCGCAAACAUGAUUUGGAUUUCAUAAAAAAUAUUUUGGGGAGCUGGAGAAAUGUACCCUUAUGUUUGACUUAUACGGGGGCUGGAGGGAGGAGGCUCAGGAGUUGGCCUAGGCUUGUGUGUCUUUGUGUUUAAAUGUGGUCUUCAAGAAUGAUGCGUUUGAUAGAUCCUGGGAGCCCAGAACCUGCAUUGACUUUGCCCAUAGUCAAAUAAGCUACUGGAGAACACACUGGAGAGGAAAAACCCUCUUUCAUAAGCCGAAAAAAGUAAGAUGAGAGCUAGGGUUGUCAGUUUUCCUAUUUUAUUUUAUUUUUUAAUCCAAAGUCCUGUUGCCCUCGCUCCAUUCUUCUUUGCCUGCUUGUGCCCAUUCUAGUGCCCUCCUGGCAGGACAGAUUGGUUCCUAUGUGCCGUGUUAAGUCAGAUUCCAGUGCCGAGAGCAGUAUCUGCCCUCUCCCCUGUGGAAUUAUUUACUGGCAAGUAUUUGAGUCUUAUUUUCUCUCUCUCUCUCUCUCUCUCUCUCUCUCUCUCUCUCUCUCUCUCAGCCCUUGGUAGGUCCUUGAAAAUAGCCUAAUAAAACCCUGCUCAUGACCAAAUUCCAGUUCCUUAUCUUCUGUGGAAUGUAAGCCUUCUAACUGGGCAUUUCUCCGGUGUGCGUGUCUGCAUAUCUUUCCAUGCCUGUAUGUUUUGGAGAGUAAGGUUAUCCUAAGGUUCAUGGGUGUCGGGGGGCAGGCAGAGCUGGGCACCUGCCAACGGCCGCCUGCCCCAGGGGGCCCAGUGUCACUCUUGUGCCUCCUGGCCCUUUUGCUCUUCCUGCUUGCAAUUGCCACCUGACCUGUCCUCUCCAAGCAUACAAGCAAUGACAAGAGCAAGGAGACAGAGCAGCUUUCUCUAGGAACAUGACCUUCUCUUCCCACUCCUGCCACCCCAUCAAAGAGGCAUGUGGGUGGGCAGCAAUGCCUUGGAAAGAGGAGGGGGCCCCUUCAAAGGCAUUUUGCCCAAGGGUCUUUCAUCCAGAACCUGGAUUGAACACUGGGGACAGGUGUCAAGGAUCUGGCCGUUUUUAGGCUUGUUCAAAUUUUUGUAUUGAAUCGGUCUGCAAAGCAGAUCUAAAACCUACACUGAAUUGGAGCCAGGAGUUGGACUAGAUGCCCCUUGGGAUCCCUUCCAGCCUUACAAUUCUAUGGAAGCCCUCCUUGCUCCAAACCCCUGACUGAAGCUGCCUCGCACUGACUUCCUCCGUCGCUCCCCUAUAGAUCUAUUCUACAGUUUUAUAGUUAGGAAAAACCAAAACUUCGCUUGUGCGUUUGCACUGCUGGCCUGCAACUUGAUUGUAGCACCGGAGUUGCAGGCAGACACCGCGCGCAGGUAGACGCGCGCGUUAUUACACCGAGGAGGAAGCGUGUGUACACUCAGCGACCAUCGCGAUUAUGCUGUCCUGUUUGGACGCCAACAAACGCUGAAGGCACG
Messenger RNA from Zootoca vivipara (common lizard), 5981 nucleotides. The record is from RefSeq and is a predicted model, not a curated record. NCBI's taxonomy places the organism in Eukaryota, Metazoa, Chordata, Lepidosauria, Squamata, Lacertidae.